Messenger RNA from Kwoniella shivajii, 267 nucleotides. RefSeq lists its product as uncharacterized. The transcript has 5 exons. The record is from RefSeq and is a predicted model, not a curated record. NCBI's taxonomy places the organism in Eukaryota, Fungi, Basidiomycota, Tremellomycetes, Tremellales, Cryptococcaceae. The coding region runs from base 1 to 267 and encodes 88 amino acids.
AUGGCAGGUGGACAUGGAGGAUUUGAACCGGUCAAGCUUGACCCAGCAAUUGAGAGAUGGUCAGCAAUGAGAGAAAACGUUUUUCAACAUUUCAAAUUCACAAGGAGAGCCACUAGACAAGUUGUUACUUGGGGUUUAAUCGUUCCUGGGAUAAUCGCCACGAUAGCGAUGACAUUUGAUAAUCAAUACGACUGGGCAGGUAAACAAAGGGGAUCAUCACUUCUCAAAGGCACACCGGCUAAACCUGCUCCAAAGGAAGAAGAGUAA